AUGCCUUUUUUUUACCUGGUGAACAACAGGCUCUGUUUUGCCCUUCUCUGGAACGUUAUAGCUGUAACUACUGCAUGGAUUAAACUGGGAGAUGCAAAGAUCUGGUUUCUUGCUAUUAUCUACUUUAUAUCUGGGGUUCCAGGAGCAUAUGUCUUAUGGUAUCGACCACUUUACCGCGCUUUUAGGACUGAAAGUGCUAUGAAGUUUGGGUGGUUUUUCAUGCUUUACAUGCUGCACAUUGGCUUCUGCAUAUUUGCUUCAGUUGCACCUCCUGUCGUUUUCAGAGGAAAAUCUCUAACAGGUAUCCUCCCAGCGAUUGAUGUCAUAGGUGACCACGUGCUAGUCGGGAUUUUCUACUUCAUUGGAUUCGGGCUUUUCUGCCUCGAGUCAGUUCUCAGCAUUUGGGUCAUACAGCAAGUCUACAUGUAUUUUCGAGGCAGCGGGAAAGCUGCCGAGCUGAAGCGCGAGGCAGCAAGAGGAGCGUUGAGAGCAGCAGUCUAAUAUCUCAAGAACAAUUUCAUAGAUGAACAUAUGUAAAUCAUUUUGAAAUUUAUGGUAUUAAAACAUUGUUUUUGAGAAGAUUCUCGAGGAAAGCACUAGGAAAGAUUAAAAUCUUUAAAAAAAUUGGAUGUAGAAGCUGGCUGCACCUGCUCUGAGUUUGAUGAUUCAUAGAUUGUUUGUUUUGUAAAUUCAUUCUUUGGCAUUUCCGUUCCAUUUAUGAUUAAUGAGUUACACUUUCCUUAGCUCAAGUAUCUAUGUUAGUCCUAAAACUUGUCAUCAUCAUAAAUAUUCCCAGAAAAUUGCGAAACUGGGCAUCCCAUCUCGAUCAAACUAUUCAACCUAACUAAUAACUUCAACAAAGCUGCAAGGCAACAAAUUUGACCUAAACAAUGUUACUUUUAAUGUCUGAUGCCUCGUUGAGAUAUUUCCAGUGAAGAAUCAAACAGCAGUGUUGUCCAGUUAUGCUUACGCAGAAGUGCUCAAAAC
Messenger RNA from Salvia splendens (bonfire salvia), 987 nucleotides. RefSeq names its product secretory carrier-associated membrane protein. Lineage: Eukaryota; Viridiplantae; Streptophyta; Magnoliopsida; Lamiales; Lamiaceae. Gene Ontology annotation, cellular component: trans-Golgi network membrane; recycling endosome membrane. The coding region runs from base 1 to 501 and encodes 166 amino acids. Gene Ontology annotation, biological process: protein transport. The record is from RefSeq and is a predicted model, not a curated record. The transcript has 7 exons.